This is a messenger RNA of Engraulis encrasicolus (European anchovy), 4081 nucleotides long. It is a transcript of the gene vac14, whose product is annotated as vac14 homolog (S. cerevisiae). Gene Ontology annotation, cellular component: endosome membrane; PAS complex. Bases 552 to 2900 code for a protein of 782 amino acids. The transcript has 19 exons. Gene Ontology annotation, biological process: phosphatidylinositol biosynthetic process. NCBI's taxonomy places the organism in Eukaryota, Metazoa, Chordata, Actinopteri, Clupeiformes, Engraulidae. The record is from RefSeq and is a predicted model, not a curated record.
AAAUAUGGCCACACGGCUGAGCUCAUUUUUUGAAGGAACUGCUGUCAUUAUCGUAAAUGGGCGACUUCGAUCGCUGGCUUGAACCAUAGCUUGAUUAGAGUAUUAUCACAUCCUGGACUUUAAGAAGUCGUUGUUUGUGGUCGGGACUUGCAGAAUAACGCAUACGAAGCCUGAGUUUUGUUUCAGAGUCAACAUUUGGGUACACAGCUUUGAAUAUAUCAGGCCAUUGAGGAUAUUGACGCGUAGAGCAUUUGCUAGUUGAUGUUGUUUACCUCAAACCUGGCGUAUUUGGACAAACUGUUCAGUGUGUCAAUUUGAUUUUUAGAAGACGACUGGUUGUUUUCUGCAAAUUCAGUAUACGGGACUCGCUGGAAGCCUCGGAUGGGAUGCUUGUGAAAGCUUGUAGCAUUCAUCGAUGCUACAUUGUUACGUGAAAUUGUCGGGUUAUUGUUUCUAUGUGGCGCAGAACUGUCCGGAAAUUGUCUGGUUAUUAUUCUGUAUCUUAUGCAGGAAUUCUGUGCAAAUCAUUAGUCUGACUCACUGUUGAGAAAAUGAACACAGAGAAGGACUUUUCGCCUUUGACCCCAAACAUAGUGCGAGCAUUGAAUGAUAAAUUGUACGAGAAGAGGAAAGUUGCUGCUCUAGAAAUUGAGAAACUUGUGCGCGAAUUUGUGGCACAGAAUAACUCCACACAAAUCAGACAUGUUAUCCAGAUUCUGGCUUCAGAGUUCGCGCUUUCUCAACAUCCGCACAGCCGCAAGGGUGGACUUAUUGGCUUGGCUGCUUGCUCAAUAGCGCUCGGCAAGGACUCUGGGCUGUACCUGAAGGAGCUGAUCGAGCCUGUUCUCACCUGUUUCAACGACUCAGACAGUCGGUUGCGGUACUAUGCCUGUGAGGCCCUUUAUAAUAUCGUGAAGGUGGCCAGAGGGGCAGUGCUGCCUCAUUUUAAUGUACUCUUCGAUGGACUAAGCAAGCUUGCAGCAGAUCCUGAUCCUAAUGUGAAAAGUGGCUCUGAGCUUCUCGAUCGACUAUUAAAGGAUAUUGUCACAGAGAGUAACAAGUUCGACCUGGUGGCAUUCGUGCCUUUGCUGCGUGAGCGGAUCUAUUCUAACAACCAGUUUGCUCGUCAAUUUAUCAUUUCUUGGAUCCUAGUGUUGGAGUCUGUCCCAGACAUCAACCUGAUAGACUACCUACCGGAGAUCCUGGAUGGACUCUUCCAGAUUUUGGGCGACAGCAGCAAGGAGAUUAGGCGGACAUGUGAAGUGGUUUUGGGUGAAUUCCUCAAAGAGAUCAAGAAAAACCCGUCCAGUGUGAAGUUUGCUGAGAUGGCUAACAUCCUGGUCAUCCACUGUCAGGUGUCUGAUGAGUCCAAACUCACAAACGACUUAAUUCAGCUGACGGCCAUGACAUGGAUGAGGGAGUUCAUUCAGCUGGCGGGUCGUGUGAUGCUGCCGUACUCCUCUGGAAUCCUGACCGCAGUGCUUCCUGGUCUCUCCUAUGACGACCGCAAGAAGAGCACCAAAGAAGCUGCCAGUGCAUGUAACCACAGCCUCAUGAAGCUCGUCACUCCUGAGGAUGAUGAAGAUGAAGAGGAGACGAAGACACAGUUGACCCCUCCCCAGGAUAGCAGCCCUCCAAAGUCUCAAGACGAUGAGAAUGACUCUCUCAAUGCCUCGCAGGAGUCCAUUGGUCUCAGCAAGAUUAGCUUCUUCGCCCCGGCAGCGUUAGACCGGGCCCAGGUGACACUAGACCUGGAUGGGAUAGUCCAGGUGCUGGACCGCCAUCUGCAUGACUCCUCCACCGGCAUGAUGACCCGUAUAGCCGUCCUCAAGUGGCUAUACCACCUCUACAUCAAGACCCCACGCAAGAUGUUCAGACACACAGACAGCCUUUUCCCAAUGCUAUUGAAGACCCUUUCAGAUGAAUCCGAUGAGGUGAUUCUUAAAGACUUGGAAGUGCUCGCAGAGAUUGCGUCCUCUCCAGCCGGAGAGUCGUACAACUCGGGACUGUGUGACAGUUCUGAAAGCAAAACAGAGCUGCAGGUUCCUGACAGCAGCAGUAUUGGUCAGCAGCUAGUUGUUGGAUCCAAGAUGGCCGACUCCUCGCCGUCCACCCCCAGCAUGAACUCCUACUUCUACAAGUUCAUGAUCAACCUGCUGAAGCGCUUCAGCCUGGAGAGGAAGCUACUAGAGACCAGAGGGGCCUUCAUCAUCAGACAACUCUGCCUUCUCCUGCAUGCCGAGAACAUCUUCCACUCCAUGGCGGACAUCUUGCUAAAGGAGGAGGAUCUGAAGUUUGCCUCCACCAUGGUGCAGACCCUCAACACCAUCCUGCUCACCUCAGCCGAGCUUUUCCAGCUACGCAAUCAGCUGAAGGAUCUGCACACACAGGAGAGUUGCGCUCUCUUUUGCUGCCUGUACCGAUCCUGGUGUCACAACCCGGUGGCCACGGUGUCUCUCUGCUUCCUCACCCAGAACUAUCGGCAUGCCUACGAGCUCAUCCAAAAAUUUGGGGACCUGGAGGUGACUGUAGAUUUUCUAAUGGAAGUAGACAAACUGGUUCAACUCAUAGAGAGUCCCAUCUUUACCUAUUUGCGUUUGCAACUUCUGGAUGUAGAGAACAACCCGUAUCUGAUCAAAGCUCUGUACGGUCUCCUGAUGCUCCUGCCCCAGAGCCAGGCCUUCCAGCUGCUAUCCCACCGCCUGCGCUGCGUGCCUAAUCCCGAACUCAUGAGGACCGUGGAGGACUCGAAGCCUUGCAACACCAAGCGGUCCAAUCAGGCUCAUGUGGACUACAUGGAGCUGCUGCAGCAUUUCGACCGCGUGCAGAGCAAACACCUAGAGGUGAGGCACCAGCGCACCGGCCGAGCGGAACACACAGACAGGAAGCUGGCACUCUGAGAGGGGUUUCUGACAGGAAGUCAGAACAUUCAGCAGGAGAGUCACAAGGUGCAAAUCAUUUGUCCCGCUGCAAACGCUGUGUAGCGCCUACCCAUCUUACUAGGGCAAUACUUGGGAUAUUUAAUACCAAAUCCUUUCAGCGAAUCACAAGCUCACAUCCUCAACUCUGUCCACUUGGAUAAAAUUGACUUGGGUAAAAUUAAUUUUAUAUUGGUCAUUGAACAUUCCGACUACAAACUUGAUGGAUCAGAAAUAAUGAUUAAUUAAGCCUUGUGACACAUGAGGACAUUCGUCUACGAUUCAAACUUGGUUUGACAACAGGGAUUAUUUGUGGGAUUUUUGCGUUUUUUUGAAUGUUCAAUAUAAAAUUGACUUUCGCCAAGUCACUACAGGGCAUGAGGCCAGAGGGCCGGUGAAUGGAUACAAGUAUGGGGAAAUUUGAUUUGCACCCACAGCCUUCAGCACCCAGCUGUGUGCACCCCCUCACAUAUGGUUGGGAACCUGAUGAUGGAAGACUAUUGAACAUGGAAAUGUAUUGUACCUCUAGCAGGGACUUUUUAUCACAUGGAUGUACUGUUUUUUUGUUUUUUCAAAAGUGCUUUAUGUGAAGGUGAUGCAGUUUUUAUUUUUGUUGGUAAAAAUGUAUAUUAUCACAGUUGCACACGUGCAGUUGCAUACACCCGUUUCUAUUUUAUCAUUUUUGUCGCAGAUUUUCAGAAGUGAUGGAAAUGCCGUCGAAUCUGUAUACUUGCUACAAUUAGGUCCUUCACAAGAAAGGUAGUGUACAAGCAGUGUGGCCUUGUUUACCCUGGUAAACAUGUUCAGAAGAUGUAUAGUUCUGUUGGCAUUGCGUAUCCCUGUAUCUCCUUGUACAAAUGUACCAGCACUGUUUUUGAUCUCUGAUGCCAAGCAUCAACCUAUUUGAUUUUCUCUUUUCUUUUCUGCAUUUUGAAUGCUUUGCUUCAUGUCAAAUUCUCUAGGUCAAAAUGCAUUUCUAAUCAUGCCUGUUUCAUUCCGUAGCGUCUCCUCUAUUUCUUUCUACAGUCUAUGCUCUCUUACCUAGUGUUGUAAUCAACCUGGCUGUAAACAACAAAUGUAAGUGUUAAAUUAUCUUUUUAAAAAGGACCACAGUGAUAUUAUUAUUAAUUGCCAAAUAAACUGGAAUUUAAGAAAACACGUCA